UAGACAGGGAGGGGUAGAAAGACCGACCGGACCAGGAUUGUUGUCUUUUUUUCCCUUUUAUUUUCCUUUUCUCACUGAACCAAAUGUUCACAGCACGGUUUUGAAGUUGUUUGUGGAGCAGAUAAAAUCCCGACGACCGUUGCUUUUCACCGGGACCAACCGUUAACGUGAACCGUGGUGAAAACAGCCCCGAAGAAAGAAGGAAAGGGAGAAACAACAUGGGGCGAUAAUUACAAAAAAAAAAGAAAGAAGAAGGUGUUGUAAACCGACGAUGACUCCCUGGGAGGAUCCGUGAAGCUUAUUUAUUUUUAUUUAUUCCCCCUUCUUCCUUUCCUUUCCUCUCCCUGUCUUUUUUUGUUUAAUUUUUUACAUUUUUCUCCUCCCCUGCUACUCAGGGAGGUAGUUUUUUUUUUUUUUUGGUUAAGAAAAAGGGGCAGCAAGAGGACUGAAAUGAUGGACCAAGCCGACAUCCUGAGAAAGUUUAUCCAGGGGGUGAAGGCCAUGAGAGAAGGGGACGAGGAGAGGGGAGAGGACAACUUCGGCAGCGACUUUAUGCGGUUACGGAGGUUAUCAACCAAAUACCGGACGGAGAAGAUCUACCCCACCAACGUUGGAGAGCGAGAGGAGAAUGUCAAGAAGAACAGAUAUAAAGAUAUACUGCCAUUUGAUCACAGUAGAGUGAAGCUGAUGUUAAAAACGACCAAUCAGGACACAGAUUAUGUCAACGCAAAUUUCAUCAAGGGCAUGGAUGGCCCGGAGGCCUACAUUGCAACUCAGGGCCCGCUGCCGAACACUGUCACAGACUUCUGGAGGAUGAACUGGGAGUACAAUGUAGCUGUUAUUGUAAUGGCUUGUCGAGAGUAUGAGAUGGGAAGGAAAAAGUGUGAGCGGUAUUUCCCGGUGCUGGGGGAGGAGCCCAUGACUUUUGGCCCUUUCCGAAUCUCCUGUGAAUCCGAGCAGGCCAGAACAGACUACUUUAUCAGGUCUCUGAUGGUGGAAUAUGAUAACGAAACACGGAGGAUAACACAGUUCCAUUAUAUGAACUGGCCUGAUCACGACGUCCCCUCGUCAUUUGACUCCAUACUGGAUAUGAUAGGACUAAUGAGAGAAUACCAAGAGAAUGACGAUGUCCCUAUAUGUGUGCACUGCAGUGCAGGCUGUGGGAGGACGGGUGCUAUCUGUGCUAUCGACUACACGUGGAACCUCCUCAAAGCUGGGGAUGAAAGUAGUCCAGUCAAAGCAGCCCAGCAGUCAGACGACGAGAGAUGGGACACACCUCCUCCAAAACCUCCUCGCAUACGCAGUUCCCAAGUAGAAGGUGAUGUUAAGGAAGAGAUCCUCCAGCCCCCGGAGCCUCACCCCGUACCCCCGAUUCUGACCCCGUCUCCACCCUCAGCUUUCCCCACUGUCACCAACGUACGGCAGGACAACGACCGCUACCACCCCAAACCUGUCAUACACGUCCUGGCUACCGCACAACAUAAUGUGACAAAGAAUCAAGACGUGGACAAGCAGCAGAACCAGUCAGAGCUCAGUCCAAACACGCAGACCAGUCCCUCGGAACAAAAAGAUCAAGAUCUGCUUAGUCGAAAACAGCAAACCCAAGUCUCAAACCUAGAUCUCAACGACAACUAUAACAACAAACUAUCAACAUCGACAAAGUCAGAAUCGGGCCAAAGCCAGACUCAGACUCCCUCCUCCCCCCUCUCGCCAGCCGUUGAAUGUUCCGGUGCUCCUCGGAUCGAGAGGAAGCUGAGCAUUGAGAUUAAAAAGGUGCCGUUGCAGGAAGGACCUCGUAGCUUUGACACUUCCUCCUCUAUGGGAGUAGCAGGCGGAGCGGGCAGCGGUUCAACCAACAGCGCGGCCAUGCUGCAAAGAAGCCACGCCUUCAAAGCCCGCUCCGGUCAAUCCCUGCUGACGUCUAGCUCCUCGCUGUCGGAGGACUCGGGCACGGAGGGCGGAGCGGGCGGAUGCGGGGAGAGUCAAGCGGACGGAGGAGUCCUGGCCAGACCGAACCACCUCCCUGUGAAGAGCGAGAAGGGCGAGGUGCAAGGAGGGGAGAGAGCGGAGGUGAAGGCCGGCCACGCAUCGUGGGCUCAACCCUGCAACAGCCCCGAAAAACACUUCCCAAAGACCUCCUCUUCCUCUUCCUCGUCAGACCGCGUCGCCCCAUCCUCCUCCUCCUCCUCCCACCUCUCCUCUUCCUCUUCCUCCUCUUCCUCCACUCCUGUUAGGACUGCCCUAAGUUUCACCAACCCCCUGCACUCUGAUAACUCGGACGAAGAGGGGGACGGAGAGAUGUCUGGAGGAAGGGAAGGUUGUCGUACUAAUAUAUCCACGGCGACGGCCAUGGUUAGUACGCUCUCUCCCCUCGGAGACCAGCAGCCGGUCAGGAAGGUGUCGCCCAUGUCGAUCGCAGGGCAGAGCUCUCCGUCACCUCCAGCAAACCCUUUGGACGUGAGGACAUCGGCCUCGACACACAAAGAUGUGUCAGAGUGUGUUAAGAAGAUGUCUCCAGCUGACCCUGCAUCCGCUGGCACCACGGCAACAGACAACAAGGCAGACCUGGGUGGGGUUCGGUAACCGCUGCAUUCAGCCCAAAGGCCCUCGAGACCCCCCCCUGGAGUGGACAUGAUGGAUUGACCCGUCUGUCCGUCCGUCAAUAGUCUGCUCCCUCACCAAGAGACGAAUUUCACCUGGCUGGUCCAAAACCAAGUUGAUAGAUGCUACACAGGCAGCACAUUUUUACAUAGAAACACUUUCUGUGUAACUCUGUGCCAAUACGUUCUCAAGACUCCUCUCCUCCUCCUCCUCCUCCUCCUCCUCCUCUUCAGUUCCUCCUUCAAAGUGCCACUGUGCAAAGCAGAAGAACACUUAUUGGUCAAGUGGUUUGUCCAUUUUGGAACAAAGCCCACAUUCUUGAGGUUUUGACUUCUCUGGACGCUGAAAUGGGAUCAGUCUGGUUAUUUCCUUGUUAAUGAUUAAAGGAUAAUUCCUGCUUUUUCUUUUCCCCCUGUUUUUGUUGAGAUAAGCGUAAAUUAGGAAAUGUUCUCUCUGAGCUGUAAACAUAUCCUGAAUAUCUAUCCAUUCUUAGACUAAUUGGAGGGGGGAUGUAGGAGUAACCGUUACAAAUUCAAUAAAGCUGUUGUCUUUAAAUGAACAGGGAGAAAACUUUCAUACCAAAAUGAGAAAUGAAUCAGGAAUUAUCUUUAAUCAGAAAAAGCUACUGUGGGAAGCCGAUUUCCUGAGGUUUAACUGAACUCCCAGAAGGUGUCUGCUUGCUCCUACUGAACGAACAACAAUCUUCAAAGCGAACCUAGAUAAUCUGUUACCCAUGAUGCAACCUUUUCUGUUGGGUAUGUACAGGUUGCCCGGGUGCUCUCUCUCUCUCUCUCAAUCUCUCUCUCCCUCUCUCUUUCUUUUUCUCUCUUUCUGUAUUUCUGUGUCUCUCUCCCACUUUCUGUGCGCUGGUGCUACAUUAUUAAAGAUCAGCAUAGAGACAGAAAAAAACUAGAGCUGACAUUCACCUGUUUCUCACCUCUUGUCUGUAGUAAUGUCCACUCUAGUAAUUUUAUAUUUCUAUGCUGACCUCCCUUUUUUUUUGCCAGAGUCGUAGAUUGAUGCAGUUUGGUCAUUGCAGCAUUCGGGAGUCCUGCUUUGUGACUGCAGUGGAUUUUACUGUAAAGUUGUCAUUUUUCCGCAAAGAUCCGUUAAAUUGAAAAUCAUGGUUUCAGGAAAAGUUGAUACUAUACAACAUAUUUGACUUGGGAUUCUUUAAAGUGAAGGAAUCUUAUCUCUUUACAGGUUAUUAAUAUGUAAAAGUUGCAAGCAGCCCAACCAAAGAGUGGUGUUUCCUUCUCAAACUGAUUUAAUUUGAAUACUUUUGAGAGCCGCCUGAAGAGGUUAAAAUAUAUUCAGUAUUAAGAUAAAAGCGAAGAUGACAAGAAAAGUCUUAGAGGCUUAAAAAUGGCAUCAUGUUAUGUCAAAAGCUGGUUCUCUCUUAACUGUGUCCAUUUCAAGUCACAGUCUAAUCACAGCGGAGUUUAAAGCGUUUUUAGCAAUGGCCAGACGCCUCAGCUCUGUGACUCUGGCUCUCACUGCUGGGACCAUGAGCCUGCCUUAGUCUGCCUCUCAGAGAAGACGGCCAAAGACAGUCCUCCUUAAUGUGGCUUUUCUCUUCUGUUCGUUUCUGUUCCCGCGUCUCACCUCGGGACUCGUUUGCUGUUUUGUUUCAUUCUCCUCUGCGCUUGUCUUGUUUUUUUUUUAAAAUCUGUCCUUCUCCUUCUUUUCUGCUCUCCUCCUCCUCCUCCUCCUACUGGCGAGGCCUCUCCGAUGAACAGCCAUGCAAGUUUCUCAUGUUAUCAACCUGUUUACUCCUGAGACUCUUAUGGGACCUGACAGGGAGGGGACAAAAAAACCCUCCAGGAGGCACAACAAAAAGUCUAGUUUCACAAAACAACUCCUCCUCGAUAAAAAUCCAACUUGCAUGGUUUCUCAUCUGGAGGCCAAACUGUUCUUGUACCCGUUUCUGUACGUGUGAGACAAUGAUCGGAUAAGACAACAGCAGCUCGGGACCCAGGACUACUGUUUCCUCCUGACUUUUUUUUUUUUUUUAAUGUUCUCUGUAACUUCUCCUUCAUUAGCUACCAUAACUAUACAGUAUAUGCAUUGUUUUAUAAAGAUAAAGAACUGUACAGGGCAGUUUAGGUAUAUAAUAUUUCAGUUUUUUUUUUGUUGCUAUUCCUUAAAUAUUCUUAUUAACAGAAGAUGUAAGAAAGUCAGUGCAUGAUGAUGAUGAUGAUGAUUCCUCCCCCCUGCACAAUGUUUCCUGUUAAAACUGUAAAUUAUUCUGCUGCCCUUUUGUUUUUGCUUCUGGCAAAUAUUUCAGGGUUUUUGUUUUGUUUUACUUAAUAUGCUUAAAAGAUUGAACUUUUUUUUUUUUUUUCGUUUUAUUUUAAUUGGUUGGCAGAAGAAAAGCGUUGACUGCCAGCCGGCCCCCUUUCAGAUAGCUACAACGGGCUAAGAUUGUAAUAAUAAUAUUAAUGAUGAUGAUAAUAAUAAUAAUAAUGGUUGUUUUUUUUUGUAAAUGGUAUUUUAAAAGUUAUUUUUGUAUACGCGGUUGUUUGUUGCAUCACGAGUCCACUGCUCCCCUCCCAGCCCCCCAUUUGUCUCCUCUUUUCUUACAUACUUUCUUCAUCUCUGCCCACCUUUUUUUAUUUUUAAGACAUGCAGCGGAGAUGGAUCUCCUGCUCUGGAUGAAGAGCAUCUCAUUAUUUUUCUCUUAUUUCUCUUCCUUCAUGCUUCCCCUGCUGUUUCCUCUCUUUCAUCUGCCUCCCACCCACCCUCAUUUCUACCUCCUUCAUUUUUUUAAAGGCUGUCAUUUCAACACGUCUCUGUGCCAACAGAUCGGUUUGCUUUAUUAACGCAUCUCUAACUUGUUGGUGGUUCAAAGUAACGUAAUAUAAUACACCCAUAAACUGACUAAUAGACAUGUUGAGAAGAGACAUUUUUUUAAACUUUAUUUAUAAUUUCUCAUCUGUUUAUUUUCUUUCUCAGCCUCCGUUUCUUUCUGUUUAUCCACCACCAACUACGCUCAUCUAUCUGACACCCCCAACACACGCACACUAGCCUCGAUCUCAGAAAGAGCCCACCUGUGCCUUUAAGAGAGAGCCCGCCCUCCCCUUACCCCUAUCCACCAAUCGUCAUUAGCGGCAUGAGCGUGAGCGAUAGGAUUCGCUGCUGCUUGCUCAUUGCCUCCUGUGGGACUCUUAUUCAGCCACGCCCCCCUGCCCCCUUGUCCCCAUCUUUACACACACACACACACACACAUACACACACACACCCGAAAUGUUUGUAUGUUGCAGAAAUC
Molecule: messenger RNA, 5869 nt
Organism: Scomber scombrus (Atlantic mackerel)
Lineage: Eukaryota; Metazoa; Chordata; Actinopteri; Scombriformes; Scombridae
Gene: ptpn12
Product: protein tyrosine phosphatase non-receptor type 12
Biological process (GO): peptidyl-tyrosine dephosphorylation
Cellular component (GO): cytoplasm; nucleus
Molecular function (GO): non-membrane spanning protein tyrosine phosphatase activity
Source: RefSeq, a predicted model, not a curated record